AUGGAGAUUUCUCCUCCGACCACCUUCGGAGCCGAAGAACCAAAAAAAAAAAGCGAAGAAGCCAUGUUGGAAGAUUCUCUGUUAUCGGCGAUGUACAGUUGGUUCACACCCACCGUCCUUUUCGUCUUUCUCAACCUCAUGAUCGGCACCAUUGCCAUCACUUCUUCCUUCUCUUCCAAAUCCAAUGAUCCAAAUCAUCCCCAGAUCCACCGUUCUCCCUCUGUUCUUCACCGUCUUAAGUCCAUCAACUUCUCCUCCUUCGCUUCUCCCGACAAAACCCAUCGAGGGUUUCAGACGGCGACACUCCCCGAUGACGCCGACCUCCAUUCCCAUCCUCAGCCAGCUUCGAUCGAACAGAACCAGACCCAGGCUUUCCUCUCCAGAUCUCCUUCUGUUCUUAACCGAAUCAAGUCCUUCAACCUCUACAACUACAUUUCCCACGAACCCACCUCCUCUUUCUCCGUCUCUGACUCUCCGGCGCCGCCGCAGACCGACGAAACCCUAGAUUCGAAAACGGCGGAUGCUGAAGGAGAAGAUGGAGCCGAACUGACCCUUGAGGAGGUCUACAGCAAGCUGAACGUGAGCCACGUGAAACACGUCGCUCGGACCAAGUCCGACACCGAGCCCGCCGCCGGAAUCGUGCCUCCGAAGCUGCCGAAGAAGAUGAAGAAAUCAGCGAGUACGAAGUCGCCGUUCUCUCACUUCGAGGAAGACGAAAUAUCCGCUGUGGAGGCUCGCCGGCCGGCGACAGUGAGGGAAGGGAGGGUCACGGCGGAUGAAGAUGCCGCCGACGAGGAGGUGGACGCGAAGGCUGACGACUUCAUCAAUCGGUUCAAGCAACAGCUGAAGUUGCAGAGGAUCGAUUCCAUUAUGAGGUACAAGGAGACGGUGAAGAAAGCAAACCAGAUGUGAAAUAAAUGAAAAUUCCGGGUGGAUUUUGUUAAUUGUAUGUUAAUUUUGGGGCUAUUUUCGCAAAUUCUUAAAUUUCUUAGGGCUUCUUUAAUUUCUCUCUGAAUCUCUUCUGCCGAUCUCACUCACUGUAGAUUUUUGCUCGGCUUUGUUGCUGCAACUGUUUCGCUUUCUUUCACUUUCCCGAGAAAAAAAUAGAAGAAAAAUUCCAGAAUCGUCGAUGUUCUACGGUGGGACAAGGGUAUUCUGGUAAUUUAGCCAUGACCUCCAGAAGAAUCUUCGGCGGUGUUCUCGUAGAUCGGAUCCCGCCGACCUCCAUUAAAAUGCACUCACGAAUAUGGCGCACUUCUUUAACUUCCGAUAAUACCCUUCGGUUUUUGUGUUGGCUGGGUCACUUUGGGUCUGCAGUACGUUGCCAGGUCUCUGGGAGCGUUUUGUCAUUUCAAGUUUGUUUUAUUAAAUUACUGGUUUGCCCUUGGGUAUCUCAUGUGAACAGUCGUAACGAAUGGGUAUUAUUGUAAAUCAAGUCGUGACUUACGAGUGUUGCUUGGCUGUGAAGCACGUGGAA
Molecule: messenger RNA, 1477 nt
Organism: Tarenaya hassleriana
Lineage: Eukaryota; Viridiplantae; Streptophyta; Magnoliopsida; Brassicales; Cleomaceae
Exons: 2
Coding region: 1-912 (303 amino acids)
Source: RefSeq, a predicted model, not a curated record